Hemicordylus capensis (graceful crag lizard) is the source of this 10324-nucleotide messenger RNA. RefSeq names its product ubiquitin specific peptidase 24 (gene USP24). The coding region runs from base 276 to 8126 and encodes 2616 amino acids. The record is from RefSeq and is a predicted model, not a curated record. The transcript is spliced from 68 exons. Gene Ontology annotation, cellular component: nucleus; cytosol. Gene Ontology annotation, biological process: protein deubiquitination. Gene Ontology annotation, molecular function: protein binding; cysteine-type deubiquitinase activity; cysteine-type endopeptidase activity. Lineage: Eukaryota; Metazoa; Chordata; Lepidosauria; Squamata; Cordylidae.
UUCAUGCUCAGGCAGCAGCCUGGCUUCUCCUCCCUCCCUCGGCACGUGACGAGGGAUGCUCGCUCUCUCUCUCCCCCCCUUUCAAAGUAUCCGUGCAUGCUUCACCAAGCCGCUUCCGGGUGGGUGUGGGGCUUGCUGUUGUCCUGCCCCGAGGCGGCGGCGAGGAAGCGGGAGGAGGAGAGGAGGUUCCCGUCAACAUGGCGGCGCGCAGAGCGGGUGGCCGCCGCGGCAAUUCCAGCGGGAGUCGUGCUUGAGCCCGAGCCCCGAGGGACGCCAUGGAGAGCGAGGAGGAGCAGCACAUGACCACGCUGCUGUGCAUGGGCUUCUCGGACGCGGCCGCCAUCCGCAGGGCCCUCCGCCUGGCCAAGAAUGACAUCAACGAGGCUGUGGCGCUGCUCACCAACGAGCGGCCCGGCCUGCACUACGAGCCCAUGGACAGCGGAGGAGGCGGAGGCGGCCAGGGAGGGGGAAGUGGUGGCGGUAGCGGACUGGGAGGGCCCCAGCAAAGCAGCGGCUCUCGUGGUGGAGGAGACGGCGACGGCACCGGUGGUGGAGGCGGCGGCGGCAGCGUUGGUGGCGGCAGCAGCAGCAGCGGUUUCGACCCGCCCCCUGCUUACCAUGAGGUGGUGGAGAACGAGAAAAAUGAUGAAAAUGGGAAUUGCUCUGGAGAAGGCAUUGAGUUCCCUACAACCAACCUUUAUGAACUGGAGAGCAGAGUAUUAACGGAUCAUUGGUCUAUACCAUAUAAGCGAGAAGAGUCUCUUGGCAAGUGUCUAAUUGCAUCCACCUAUCUAGCAAGGCUUGGACUUUCUGAUUCCGAUGAAAACUGCAGGAGAUUUAUGGAUAGAUGUAUGCCUGAAGCUUUUAAAAAGCUGUUGACAUCAAGUGCUGUUCACAAAUGGGGAACUGAAAUCCAUGAGGGAAUCUACAACAUGUUGAUGCUACUGGUAGAUCUGGUUGCAGAGAGAGUAAAACAAGAUCCUAUUCCUGUUGGCCUUCUGGCUGUACUUACAAUGGCUCUUAAUCCUGAAAAUGAGUACCAUUUCAAAAACCGGAUGAAAGUGUGCCAAAGGAACUGGGCAGAAGUGUUUGGGGAAGGAAACAUGUAUGCUGUCUCAACCAUUUCUACUUUCCAGAAGGAACCACAUGGAUGGCUAGUGGACUUAGUGAACAGGUUUGCAGAAUUAGGUGGGUUUUCUGCAAUUCAGUCUAAGCUUCAUUCAGAAGAUAUUGAACUUGGGGCAGUAUCUUCAUUAGUUCAGCCUUUAGGGGUUUGUGCAGAGUAUCUCAACUCUUCAGUAGUACAGCCCAUGUUGGAUCCAGUAAUACAUAAUAUGAUUAAAUAUGUACAGAAUGUAGAAGAAAAGGAUCUAAAAGACAAGAGGCUAGUUAGUAUCCCUGAACUAUUGUCUGCCAUCAAGCUCCUUUGUAUGCGUUUCCAACCUGACUUGGUAACAGUAGUGGAUGAUCUGCGGUUAGACAUCCUGUUGCGUAUGUUGAAAUCACCACACUUCAGUGCAAAAAUGAAUUCUCUCAAAGAAGUAACAAAACUUAUUGAAGACAGCACUAUGUCCAAAUCGGUAAAGAAUGCAAUAGAUACAGAUCGAUUGUUAAACUGGCUAGUAGAAAACUCUGUCCUAUCAAUUGCAUUAGAAGGUAAUAUAGACCAAGCACAGUAUUGUGAUCGUAUAAAGGGAAUUAUUGAACUGCUAGGAAGCAAAUUAUCACUGGAUGAACUGACAAAAAUUUGGAGAAUACAGUCAGGACAACCAUCAACUGUGAUAGAGAACAUCCAUGCUAUUAUUGCAGCAGCUGCUGUGAAGUUCAGUUCAGAUCAGAUCAGUCAUCUCUUUGUCCUUAUUCAGAAGAGUUGGGAGUCUGAGAGUGAUAGAGUGAGACAGAAACUGUUAAGCUUAAUAGGACGCAUUGGUCGGGAAGCACGUGUAGAGACAACUACUGGAAAGGUUCUUGAGGUUCUCUGGGACUUGGCUCAUCUUCCAACAUUACCCUGCAGUUUGAUUCAACAGGCCUUGGAGGAGCAUUUGACAAUCCUUAGUGAUGCAUACGCAGUAAAGGAGGCAAUCAAAAGAAGCUACAUCAUCAAAUGCAUUGAAGAUAUUAAGAGGUCAUCUCAACAUAAUAAUCCUCAGUUUGUGUGGGUGGUGCCAGCUUUACGUCAGCUUCAUGAAAUCACACGCUCAUUUAUUAAGCAAACCUACCAAAAACAAGAUAAGAGCAUUAUUCAGGAUCUGAAGAAAAACUUUGAGAUAGUGAAGCUGGUGACAGGAAGCUUAAUAGCAUGUCACAGAUUGGCUGCAUCAGUGGCAGGUCCUGGAGGCCUUUCUGGAACAACAUUUGUGGAUGGCCGAUACACAUAUCGGGAGUACUUAGAAGCACACCUGAAAUUUCUGGCAUUCUUCCUCCAAGAAGCCACACUCUACUUAGGCUGGAAUCGUGCUCGGGAAAUCUGGGAAUGUCUUGUAACAGGCCAAGAUGUCUGUGAGUUGGAUCGAGAGAUGUGUUUUGAAUGGUUUACAAAAGGGCAGCAUGAUCUUGAGAGUGAUGUGCAGCAGCAGCUUUUUAAAGAAAAAAUUCUUAAAUUGGAGUCCUAUGAGAUUACUAUGAAUGGUUUUGGUUUGUUUAAGACCUUUUUUGAAAAUGUGAACCUUUGUGAUCAUCGAUUGAAAAGACAAGGAACCCAACUGCACGUAGAAAAACUAGAACUAAUAGGAAUGGAUUUUAUUUGGAAAAUUGCGAUGGAAUCACCUGAUGAAGAAAUAGCUAAUGAAGCCAUUCAGCUGAUCAUAAACUAUAGUUACAUUAAUCUAAAUCCUAGACUGAAAAAGGAUUCUGUGUCACUUCAUAAGAAGUUCAUUGCUGAUUGUUACACAAGAUUAGAAGCAGCCAGUUCAGCACUUGGUGGUCCAACACUGACACAUGCUGUUACUAGAGCUACUAAAAUGCUAACAGCAACUGCCAUGCCCACUGUGGCUACAUCAGUACAGUCCCCUUACAGGUCAACGAAACUUGUAAUCAUUGAGAGACUGCUACUCUUGGCGGAACGCUACGUCAUCACUAUAGAGGACCUUUACUCGGUUCCUCGUACUAUUCUACCUCAUGGUGCCUCCUUUCAUGGACAUAUUUUAACACUUAAUAUUACUUAUGAGUCUACCAAAGAUACCUUUACAGUAGAGGCUCAUAGCAAUGAAACCAUAGGAAGCGUCAGGUGGAAGAUAGCAAAACUGUUAAAUGCUCCUGUGGACAACAUACAGAUAUUUGCCAAUGACAGUUUGUUGACAGUGAAUAAAGAUCAAAAGCUACUACACCAAUUAGGCUUCUCUGAUGAACAAGCACUUACUGUAAAGACAUCGGGAAGUGGAACCCCAUCAGCAAGCUCUGCCGAUUCCUCCACUAGUUCCAGUAAUAGCAGUAGUGUCUUCAGUUCUUCAUAUGCAAUGGAACAGGAAAAAUCCCUCCCUGGAGUGGUAAUGGCUCUGGUGUGUAAUGUAUUUGACAUGCUUUACCAGCUUGCUAACCUAGAGGAGCCAAGGAUAACUUUGAGAGUACGGAGGCUUCUUUUGUUGAUUCCUACUGACCCAGCUAUUCAGGAAGCUCUUGAUCAGCUGGAUUCUCUAGGACGAAAGAAAACGUUACUGUCUGAAGCAAAUUCUCAGUCUUCAAAAUCCCCAUCUCUGUCUACAAAGCAUCAACACCAACCUAGUGCUAGUUCAAUACUUGAAAGCCUUUUCAGGUCUUUUGCUCCAGGAAUGUCUACAUUUAGAGUGCUUUACAAUCUUGAGGUCCUGAGUUCCAAGCUAAUGCCUACAGCAGAUGAUGAAAUGGCAAGAAAUUGUGCCAGAUCUUUUUGUGAAAAUUUCCUCCGAGCGGGUGGUUUGAGUUUGGUGGUGAAUGUCAUGCAGAGAGAUUCUAUCCCAUCAGAAGUGGACUAUGAAACAAGGCAGGGCGUUUAUUCAAUCUGCCUGCAACUGGCAAGGUUUUUGCUUGUUGGACAAACAAUGCCAACCUUACUUGAUGAAGAUCUUGUUAAAUAUGGGGUGGAAACACUCUCUUCACGUCCAUUCCGUAAUGUAAGUCGACAAACUACCAGGCAGAUUUCAAUUUGUGGAACUCCAGAGAAGUCUUCCUAUCGGCAGCUAUCUGUUUCAGACAGGUCCUCCAUCAGAGUCGAGGAGAUAAUUCCUGCCGCACGGGUUGCAAUACAGACAAUGGAAGCAAAUGACUUCACUUCAACAGUUGCUUGCUUCAUGCGGCUUUCAUGGGCUGCUGCUGCAGGACGGCUUGACCUGGUGGGGAGCAGCCAGCCAAUAAAAGAGAAUAACAUGCUCUUUCCUGCUGGGAUUCGCAAUCGGCUUAGCAGCUCAGGAAGCAACUGCAGUUCAGGAAGUGAAGGAGAGCCUACAACUCUGCAUGCUGGGAUCUGUGUAAGGCAGCAUUCUGUGUCCACCAAAGAUGCACUGAUUGCUGGAGAAGCUUUGUCUCUCUUAGUUACAUGCCUACAGCUCCGCAGCCAGCAGCUAGGAUCUUUCUACAACCUCCCUUGUGUUGCUGACUUUAUCAUAGACAUUCUCCUUGGUUCACCAAGUGCUGAGAUUCGUCGUGUUGCCUGUGAUCAAUUAUAUACCCUCAGUCAGACAGAUACGUCAGCACACCCAGAUGUUCAGAAACCAAACCAAUUUCUUUUGAGUGUCAUCCUUACUGCUCAGCUGCCCCUUUGGUCUCCUACUAGCAUCAUGAGAGGAGUCAACCAGAGACUCUUAUCCCAAUGUACAGAAUAUUUUGACCUCAGAUGCCAAUUGCUGGAUGAUCUUACAUCUUCAGAAAUGGAACAGCUGAAAAUCAGCCCAGCUGCCAUGCUAGAGGAUGAGAUCACGUGGCUGGAUAACUUUGAACCCACCCGUGCAGCCGAGUGUGAAACCAGUGAAGCGGACAAUGUUUUGCUGGCAGGACAUUUGAGGCUUAUUAAGAUUCUCCUCUCACUGUGUGGGACAGAGAAGGAAUUGCUAGGUUCAUCUCUGAUCAAACCAUUGUUAGAUGAUUUCCUUUUCCGUGCAUCUCGAAUUAUCCUGAACAGCCAUUCUCCAGCUGGGAGUGUUGCUGUUACUCAGCAAGAUUUCCACCCAAAAUGCAGCACAGUGAACAGCCGAUUAGCAGCAUAUGAAGUGCUGGUAAUGCUGGCUGAUAGUUCACCUUCCAAUCUUCAGCUUAUUACAAAAGAACUGCUUUCUAUGCAUCACCAGCUUGAUCCAGCUCUUUCCAAGGAUUUUGAUUAUCUCCCACCUGUAGAUGGUCGGUCCAUUUCAGGAUUUGUGGGGCUAAAGAAUGGUGGAGCUACAUGUUACAUGAAUGCAGUCUUCCAACAGAUUUAUAUGCAGCCAGGACUUCCUGAGGCAUUGCUUUCAAUUGAUGAUGACAUGGAUAAUCCCGAUGACAGCGUGUUCUAUCAGGUUCAGUCUCUCUUUGGUCAUCUGAUGGAAAGCAAACUGCAGUAUUACAUACCUGAAAACUUCUGGAAGAUCUUCAAGAUGUGGAACAAGGAGCUUUACGUACGUGAGCAACAAGAUGCUUAUGAGUUCUUCACCAGUCUUAUAGAUCAGCUGGAUGAAUAUCUCAAGAAAAUAGGACGAGACCAAAUAUUUAAGAACACUUUUCAGGGCAUCUACUCUGAUCAGAAGAUCUGCAAGGAUUGUCCUCAUAGGUAUGAACGGGAGGAAGCCUUUGUGGCUCUCAAUCUAGGAGUCACUUCAUGUCAAAGCCUGGAAAUUUCACUAGAUCAGUUUGUUAGAGGAGAAAUUCUGGAAGGAAGUAAUGCUUACUACUGUGAGAAGUGUAAAGAAAAGAGAACUACAGUAAAGCGGACAUGCAUUAAAGCUCUGCCCAGCGUGCUGGUGAUCCACCUUAUGAGAUUUGGAUUUGACUGGGAAAGUGGACGUUCCAUUAAAUAUGAUGAACAGAUAAAGUUCCCCUGGAUGCUGAACAUGGAGCCCUAUACAGUUUCAGGAAUGGCUCGCCAAGAUUCUUCUUCAGAAGUGGGUGACAAUGGAAGAAGUGUAGAUCAAGGAGGUUCAGGCUCUCCACGGAAGAAAGUUGCCCCUACUGAAAACUAUGAACUGGUUGGCGUGAUUGUGCACAGUGGUCAGGCCCACGCAGGGCACUACUAUUCCUUUAUCAAGGAUAGGAGGGGAUCCGGGAAAGGAAAAUGGUACAAAUUUAAUGACACGGUUGUUGAAGAAUUUGAGUUGAAUGAUGAAACUUUGGAGUAUGAAUGUUUUGGUGGAGAGUAUAGACCAAAGGUUUAUGAUCAGUCCAACCCGUAUCCUGAUGUCCGCCGUCGGUACUGGAAUGCCUAUAUGCUCUUCUAUCAGAGAGUCUCUGAUCAGAACUCUCCAGUCUUGCCAAAGAAAAGCCGAGUCAGUGUCGUGCGUCAGGAAGCUGAGGAAUUGUCCUUAUCUGCUCCAUCUUCACCAGAAAUCUCACCACAGUCAUCACCACGGCCCCAUAGACCCAGUAGUGACCGUCUGUCCAUCUUGACCAAGCUCAUCAAAAAGGGGGAGAAAAAAGGCUUAUUUGUAGAGAAAAUGCCUGUUCGGAUAUACCAGAUGGUGAGGGAUGAAAAUCUGAAGUUUAUGAAGAAUAGAGAUGUCUACAGCAGUGACUACUUCAGUUUUGUUCUCUCAUUAGCAUCAUUAAAUGCUACAAAGUUGAAGCACCCCCAUUAUCCAGCUAUGGCAAGAGUGAGUUUACAACUAGCAGUCCAGUUUCUCUUCCAAACAUAUCUACGAACCAAGAAAAAACUCAGGGUUGACACAGAAGAAUGGAUUGCAACCAUUGAUGCUUUGGUUUCUAAAAGUUUUGAUGCUUGUCAAUGGUUGGUUGAAUAUUUGGUUGGAGCAGAAGGGCGAGAGCUUAUAAAGACUUUUCUGUUGGAAUGCAGUGUAAGAGAGGUGCGAGUUGCUGUAGCCACCAUUCUUGAAAAAACUCUAGACAGUGCCUUGUUUUAUCAGGAUAAGUUGAAAAGUCUGCAUCAUUUAGUAGAAGUGUUGCUUGGUCUGUUGGACAAAGAUGUCCCAGAGAACUGUAAAAACUGUGCACAGUACUUCUUCUUGUUCAAUACUUUUGUACAAAAGCAGGGUAUAAGAGCUUGUGAUCUCCUUCUCAGGCAUUCUGCCUUGAGGCAUAUGAUCAACUUCCUUCUUGGACCCAACCGGCAGAAUAACCAGAAUCGUAGAUGGAGUUCAGCACAAGCACGCGAAUUUGGAUUUCUGCAUAAUACUGUGGCACUGCUGGUUUUGCACUCAGAUGUCUCCUCACAAAGGAAUGUGGCUCCUGGCUUGUUUGUUUCACGUUCAUCUCUUAGCACUACCACCACAGGGCCACUUCUGGCCCUCCAUGAAGAAGUAGAAGCCUUGCUGUUCCUGUCUGAGGGGAAACCUUUUUUAAUGGAGGUGAUGCAUGCCUUGAGGGAAUUAACUGGGUCCCUGUUGAUCCUCAUUGAGAUGGUGGUCUACUGCUGCUUUUGUAAUGAACACUUUUCUUUUACCAUGCUACAUUUCAUCAAGAAUCAGCUGGAGACUGCUCCACCCCAUGAACUGAAAAACACCUUCCAACUUCUUCAUGAGAUAUUGGUCAUUGAAGAUCCUUUACAAAUAGAGCGGGUUAAAUUUGCAUUUGAGACAGAAAAUGGAUUGCUAGCUCUGAUGCACCAUAGUAACCAUGUGGAUAGCAGUCGCUGCUAUCAGUGUGUCAAAUUCUUAGUUACUCUUGCUCAAAAGUGCUCUGCUGCUAAAGAUUAUUUCAAGGAGAAUUCACAUCAUUGGAGUUGGGCUGUACAGUGGCUUCAGAUAAAGAUGUCUGAACAUUAUUGGGCUCCACAAAGUAAUGUAUCCAAUGAAACCUCAACUGCCAAAACUUUUCAGCGCACUAUUUCUGCACAGGACACAUUGGCAUAUGCCACAGCCUUGCUGAAUGAGAAAGAUCAGUCAGGAAGCAGUAAUGGAUCUGAAAGCAGUCCCGCCAAUGAGAAUGGAGGCAGACAUUUACAACAGGGCUCGGUGUCUCCCAUGAUGAUUGGUGAACCUAAAAGUGACCUUGAUGAUGUGGACUCAUAGUGAUGAAUCUGAAGUGAAGACUGAAAGAAUCGGUGGCCAUGCUACUUCCUAAACAGUUAAAGUAUUCUUCAGCUGAGAAGUUUAAGUUAGAAGGCUGUGAAGGACUCCCAGCAUCCUCAGUGGUUCUUGUGGGAUGCUAGUCCAGGCAUGAGUUUGGGGGAAAAAUCUGUCAGAGAUUUUACUGAUUUGAGGGGGAGGGAAAAUCCAGUGGUUGAAAUUUUUAUUAUGUGAACCUUUAAUGAAUGAAUGUAAAACUAUUGCUUUUCUGUGAUGCUGCAAAAAAGUUUGGUUUUUAUACAGAAGAACAAAAAUCAGACUGCCUUUAUGUAUUGAGGGCAAAUUUUUAACCUUUCUGGAAAUAUUGAAUAGGAGUAUUCAAAAUUAUGUAAAAAUGUGUGAUGACUUACACUUGGCAUUGUAAAAUAUUAGUUAAGAAUCAGUUUACACAAGGACCUUUGUAUUUAAUAUGUCUCCCAGGUAAUUUGUACAGUGCUUUACAGAAAGGGUUUGUUAAGAGAACUCUUUUGUGUAAGGAUGGUUAUUCCUUAUGGAAUGGUUUUGGUACAAGGAAGUCUGGAAUUGGUGACUUUUUCCCCCCGAUGUCAUAAGUAAAUUGGUGAGAGCAAUAAAAAAGCUUUGUUUAUUCCAAGAAUACACUUAUGUAUUGUGGCAUCAAUGAAUCUCUAAAAAAUGUUGAGUAAGUUUAACAGAAAAGCACUUUAAGACAGAAUUUUAUUGCUGUUUGCCUCCUUAAAUCAUCAUUCUAACACUUGGAGACAUAUUGAAUAAAUUGUAGUCUUACUGAUGUGAUCUGCAAUCAUUUGCUUAUGCUUUUGAAAUGGAGAGAGUUGGAAUUGGCUGUAUAUGAUUUCUUGAGUGAGGUGAGGACAUGUGAUUUUUUUUUUUUAAUUAACACAGCAAAGGAUAGCUGGCUUUGUUUUGUUUGACAAGACGGCAUUUAGAAUAUGACAGGUUUAUUUACUCCUUAAUGACUGGAAACUAAUUGAACUACAUGGGUAUGAUUUUGUUCUCCCAUGUGAGAUGCAGCUAUGUGAUCUCUUUAGCAGCUCUGGAUAUUUGCUUUUUCUGUGCCAAUUUUGAGUUUCAUCUUUAGUUUAACUCUUUUUGCCUUUUGUUCAUGAAUUUUGCCUUAAUUUUAAACAAAAUGCACCGUGCACAUGAAUUAAGGGGAAAUUGUAGAGUGCCUGGGUUACCUGCAUUGUGGAAAGAUUUGCUAAGUCAAAGGCACAACCAGCCAAAAAGUGCCUCUUUUUUUCUUUUCACUUUUAUGUACUGUUGCAAAACCUGAUGACAUCCAGCUUUCUUCACUCUUGUGCACUACUAGUGAGUAUAAGAAGUCAUUUCACUAUUGAAACAGCCAUACAUCUUUCAGCUGGAAUUCUCUGCCACAUGCACAAGUCAAAGGGAGUCAUAUUGAUAACACUGCAUGUGCAAGACAAGUGACAUUUCUGUUGACUUCCUUCCCUCAACAGUGUCUUCAUUGAAGUGUGGCAGAAUUUGGAUAUUUUAUUAAAAGCCCCCAAAUUUUAAAUGUGAUGUUUUAAAUUUGAACACUUUGGGGUGCCCUAUCCCAUCCUUGAUUGCUUCAGUUGAUCUUAACUUUUUCAAAGUAUACAGAGGGGAAAUAUCACUCUUGUUUAGUCCAAAGCAACUUAAUUCAAGUUUCCAUUAUUUCCUAUGGAAAAUAUACUAGUCUUUUACCAGAGGCUGAAACAGAGCAUUGCUUGCAAAAUUACAAGAUGGUCUGUUUUAGCAUCAUACAUUCUAAAACCAUUGCAGGCUGUUUCCCAGUCUUCUUCCUGCUUGUACAAAGUUGGCGGUUAUAGUUUUCAAGUAUGAUACUUGGUCAGUUAUUUGGUUUCCAGAUGCUGUCACUUGAACAUGCUGAAGAAUAUUUUUUUUAAAGAAAUUAAUUCAACAAAUCUAGUUUGCUGUGUAAUUUGUGACAUGUUUCUAUGUUGUGAUCACUUUUACUGCCAAUCUUUUUGGAUGAAAAAUGGCUUUUAUACAUAUUAACAGAAUGUUCUGUAGGGGUUGGGGCAGUCACAGUUUAACUGUAUGCUCUUGUGUAUGGAUUUGUCCAACUAAUUCCUAAUGCACUUGAUACUGGAAAAGAAAAGGCAGUUCUCAUGGGAAAAUCCUGGUCAAUGGAAUAAAGUUUAUUCCUCUCACCAAAA